AUGGCCUCGUUUCCCAGCAUAGUAAGGGAUCUAACCAGUCAGAUGGAGUCCGAAGCAACCCCAGCCCCGCAGGAGCACCAGCCAGCCGUCGGAGAGGCCUCUACCGCUAGAGAGGAGACACCGCAGGCAGCCGGCAUUACGGGAGGUAGCCCCAUGGUCGCCAUGACUAUUGAAAACCUGCAGGCACUCUUGGCGAGCGCAGUCCAGGAGGGCUCUGUGCGCACGCUAAGGGAGCCCGAGGUUGCGUCGCCUAAAAGAAGGAUGGGGGAGAUUGGGGGGCGGGGGAGCGAGGGACCCGCCCGCGCAAGUUCCUCGCUCAGUGCAUUAAGCCCUUUCUCAGCCGACAUUCUGGAUGACGAUCUACCACACUCAUUUCGACCUGUCACUUACGAAUACUUGGGAACCACCGACCCUUGUGAGCAUCUAUGUCGCUUCAAUAACACUUCGGAUUUGCACCGAUUUACUGAGGGAGUGAAGUGUCGGGUCUUCGCGACUACGUUAGCGGGAGCCGCACAAGCUUGGUUCAGCCAGCUGCCUGUGGGCACGAUUCGCGGUUUCGACCAGCUAAGCGCCUGCUUUAUGGAUCACUUCGCGAGCUCAAAGAAGCAGAAGAGGAGCACCCUGACUCUGUUCGCAGUCAGGCAGAGGGAGGGAGAGCACUUACGAAGUUUUAUCAAGCGCUUCAUCUCGGCCACCUUGGAGGUACCAAUCACCUCGGAGGAAGUUUUGAUUAGCGCCCUCGCGCAAGGGCUGCGGGCGGGUGAUUUCUUCACUUCGCUCUCGAAAAAGCCCCCCGCAUCUUUUAAUGCUUUGUUGAAAAAGGCCGAGCGAUACAUGAACGCCGAGGAAGCGGUGCAUAAUAAGUUUGGCGAGGGCAAAGGCGGCCUCGAGGCGAAAAGGGAAAAGAAAGAGGAUAGAAUGCAGAAACCGACUCAACUUGCUAGAAGGGAGGUGCAGAACGAGAGAAAAAUAGGACCUCGUUAUGACAGCUACGCCACGCUAGUCGCACAACCAGGAGAGAUAUUGCUGGCCAUAGAGAAUAACCCAAAGUUAAAGUGGCCUCGCACGUACGCGGAGGCCCCGAAGAGAAGCCCCACGCUAGGGAGUUUCUGCCGUUUUCAUAAUGAUUAUGGCCACACCACCAACGAAUGCCAACACCUUCGUGACGAAAUCGAAAGGCUCAUACGCGCGAAGAAUCUGCCAGAAUUUGUGAAAGAGGGGAACCAACGCCCGCAGCAGUUCCCAGCUCGGCGUGCGAGCGAGCCCCGCAAACCUGAGCCGGGAAGGGAAAAGCUAAAUGAGAGGAAGGACCAGGUGGCGCCUGCCAACUUCAUCAGCAUGAUUUUGGGAGGACCUUCAGGAGGAGACUCCAACAGGGCCCGGCGAGCGCACCUGAGACAGUUGCGAGAGACGGAGGAGUUAUUUGGAGAGAUAGAAGAAGCAGAUCGGGCAAGCCGUGCGCACCUCCGACGUUUGUGCGAGAUGGAAGCUCAGCUCGAGGAGGUGCAAAGAAUAUCUUACGUGCCGCCCAUUGUUUUCGGUCCCCAGGACGAAGAAGGAAUCAGGCAGCCACAUUCUGACGCCCUGAAAGAUGAAUAUGGAUUUCGAGUUAAAGUACGUAGAGACAAGCUUGGUCGGGUUCUCGGGAGAGUCAGUGCGGUCGGUCGGAGAGGUAUGCCUGCCCAUUUCUCUAGGAAUGGAGCCGGUGCGAGCAACCCGAUCCGUAAAGUUUUUGGUACUGGAUGCGCCUUCUACCUACAACAUCAUAUUGGGGCGACCGUCUAUGAACUCAUUUCAGGCAGUAGUCUCAACUUACCAUAUGAAGCUGAAAUUCCCCGUCUUAGAUCAAAUCGGGAGGUCCGAGGGGAUCAAGAGACCUCGAGGAGGUGUUAUUAUGACGCCUUGAGAAGAAUAGGAAACAUAGAUGCUAUUCGCACUGUUUCCCGAGGUAGCCAGGGGAAGGAGGACCGGAUGCCGAAAGUAGACCCCGCAAAAGAAGAAGCCCACGUGAAGCCGAUGGAGGAAUUAAUGGUAAUCCAACUAUGCGAGAAGGAUGCCUCUCGCACCACCCGCAUAGGUGGCGGUUUAGAUGCAGACAUGUCUCGACAGCUGGUUGAGUUUCUAAGGCAGAAUCAAGAUGUGUUCGCGUUCACUCCACCAGAUCUCGGGAGUAUCGACGAGCAGCUCGUGGUGCACAGACUGAAUGUCAAGCAGAAUGCGAAGCCAGUCAAGCAAAAGCGUCGGCAUUUUGGAGCAGAGAAAGACAAAAUUAUACAGGAAGAAGUGCGGAAGUUGUUAGCAGCCGGACAGAUCCGGGAGAUCCGUUUUCCUACUUGGCUGUCCAAUGCAGUUUUAGUAAAGAAGGGCGAGGGAAAGUGGCGAAUGUGCAUUGACUUCAGGGAUCUCAACAAGGCAUGUCCCAAGGACUACUAUCCUCUGCCACGAAUCGACCAGCUUGUAGACUCAACUGCCGGUUGCGAGAUGCUAAGUAUGAUGGACGCCUCGCAAGGGUACCAUCAGAUUCCAUUGUGUCCUGGCGACCAGCCCAAGGUGAGCUUCAUCACCUCCACUGGAACUUAUUGCUACACGGUAAUGCCUUUUGGGCUAAAAAAUGCGGGAGCCACGUACCAGAGACUAGUAGACAAAAUGUUCAAGGACCAACUCGGAAGGAACAUGGAGAUAUACGUGGAUGAUAUGUUGGUGAAAAGUCAAAAGGCGAGCAAUCAUUUAGAGGAUUUAAAAGAAACCUUCUGCACGCUCUGACGCUACGGCAUGAAGCUUAACC
This is a messenger RNA of Erythranthe guttata (spotted monkey flower), 2785 nucleotides long. The record is from RefSeq and is a predicted model, not a curated record. Lineage: Eukaryota; Viridiplantae; Streptophyta; Magnoliopsida; Lamiales; Phrymaceae.